Saprolegnia parasitica CBS 223.65 is the source of this 1012-nucleotide messenger RNA. RefSeq lists its product as hypothetical. The transcript has a single exon. Gene Ontology annotation, cellular component: cytosolic small ribosomal subunit; ribosome; 90S preribosome. NCBI's taxonomy places the organism in Eukaryota, Oomycota, Saprolegniomycetes, Saprolegniales, Saprolegniaceae. Gene Ontology annotation, biological process: cytoplasmic translation; ribosomal small subunit assembly. Gene Ontology annotation, molecular function: structural constituent of ribosome. Bases 53 to 892 code for a protein of 279 amino acids. The record is from RefSeq and is a predicted model, not a curated record.
UUGCUUGCUUGAGGGCUCACUAAUCCUUUUCAUCGCCUUAGUACAUACCAGCAUGUUGACCCAACGUGAAGAAGACAUCUCGAAGAUGCUCGCCGCCAUGGUGCACAUUGGCACGCGCAACGCCGAUGCUCAGAUGGGCGACUACAUCUGGCGCCGCCGCAACGACGGCAUCCACAUCAUCAACGUCGGCAAGACGUGGGAGAAGUUGAUGCUCGCCGCCAAGAUCAUCGUCGCCGUCGAGAACCCGGCCGAUGUCAUUGCCAUCUCGGCCCGCCCGUACGGCCAGCGCGCUGUCCUCAAGUUUGCCCAGUACACGGGCUGCCAGGCCAUCGCCGGUCGCUUCACGCCCGGUACGUUCACGAACCAGAUCACGAAGCAGUUCCGCGAACCCCGCCUCUUGAUCAUCACGGACCCGCGCACCGAUGCCCAGCCCGUGCGUGAGUCGGCUUACGUCAACGUGCCCGUGAUUGCCUUCUGCGACUCGGACUCGCCGCUCCGCUACGUCGAUGUCGCCAUCCCGGCCAACAACAAGGGCAAGCUCUCGAUCGGUCUCCUUUACUGGCUCCUUUCGCGUGAGGUCCUCCGCCUCCGCGGCACGAUCUCGCGCGCCCUCCCCUGGGAGGUGUCGGUCGACCUCUUCUUCUACCGUGACCCGGAGGAGCUCGAGAAGGCCGAGGAAGCCCAGACGGGCGUCGCCGACGAGGCCAUGGGCCGCGCUGGCUGGACCAACGAGGCCGUCGCCGCUGAAGCUGCCACGGAAGCCCCCACGCUCUACACGGCCGAGCCCACCGCUGAGUGGGGCACGGCUGGCGGUGAGUGGGGCGCCGAAGCCGCCGCCGGCGGCUGGGACGCCACGGCCGCUGCCCCCGCCACGACCGGCUGGGACAACUAAACUAUCUACUCGAAAGGAUUGAGGAACCGAGGUCGUCUGUAGAUUACAUGGACAAUACGACGGUGUUUAGCGAUGGCACCUGGUUAAUGUAAUACACCAUACAGUCGCCUCUCACAACUA